Messenger RNA from Drosophila erecta, 2086 nucleotides. RefSeq names its product UNC93-like protein MFSD11. NCBI's taxonomy places the organism in Eukaryota, Metazoa, Arthropoda, Insecta, Diptera, Drosophilidae. The record is from RefSeq and is a predicted model, not a curated record. The transcript is spliced from 4 exons. Bases 426 to 1736 code for a protein of 436 amino acids.
UCGUGUGUAGGGUAUACAUAAGUCGCACGACGGAGGGCCUUGGGAAUCCGUUAUUAGCGCGCGGCUCUGGAAGUAUAUUUUCAUUCAACUCUCGGUCCUCGGCGCGUAAAGAUUGCAUUUACCUUUUGCUCAGUAUUUUAGCUUUGUGUUUUUGCGUAUUUUUAUUUAUAUGUAAAUCGUUAUUUAGGCAUUUGCAUUGGGUUUAAUUGCUUGCGAUAAGUGCUUAACAGAUGCGUCCAGUCGAAUCUGUCUACUGUGGGAUUUCUAGCGGUAAUUGAGAUAUAAGAGAGUUGCUGCUCACGCCCCCGCACUCCUCCACUCAUCACUUGUGACGUCGGCAAAUGCAAACGCAAAUGCAAAAGUGCGCGGCCAGUUAAUUGAAUUGGAUUAUAUUGUGAUUGGAAAAGAUAAAGCGCGGCAGCAGGAUGGAUUUCAAAUUCCUGAUGAUACUCAUCCUGGGCUUCGGCUUUAUGUUCGUCUUCACGGCAUUCCAGACCAUGUGUAACAUCGAGAAAACCAUACUGGAUAGCAUUUCCCAGGAAGAUGACACCUUCAAGGGCGAGGGUUACACCAGCCUGGCCAUCAUCUACCUGUUCUUCUCGCUCUCCAACUGGCUGGCACCCUCGUUUAUUUCCUUUACCGGGCCCCGAGUGGCCAUGGUCGUGGGAGCACUGACCUAUACGGCCUUCAUGAUUACGUUCAUUUUCCCAUCGACGGUGUUGCUGUACGUGGGCAGCGCAGUGCUGGGAUUGGGUGCCUCGAUCACCUGGACGGGUCAGGGAACUUACCUGGCUCGCUGCAGUGAGUCCUCGACGAUUUCCCGUAACUCUGGCGUAUUCUGGGCGCUGCUGCAGUGCAGCAUGUUCAUCGGCAAUCUGUUCGUGUACUACCAGUUCCAGGACAAGACCCGCAUCGAUAAGGAGACACGGAAUCUGGUCAUUGGCGUGCUCACGGUGAUUGCUAUUCUGGGCAUCGUGUUUCUCGCCGCCCUGAGAUUCAUGCCCGACAAUGCCGAGCACGACAACGAGCUGGAGCAGAAGCACACUGGCUGUGGACAGGCCAUAUACGCAUUGAAGUCCGCGGGACAAUUGUUCCUCACCAAAAAAAUGCUGCUCCUCAGUUUGGCCUUCUUUUACACAGGCCUGGAACUGUCGUUCUUCAGCGGAGUGUUUGGAUCAGCGAUUGGAUUCACCACGAAAAUAGCCGAAACGCCGAAGGAGAUCGUUGGCCUAGUGGGCAUUUGUAUUGGAGCCGGCGAGGUCUUCGGAGGAGGACUCUUCGGCAUACUGGGCAACAAGACGACGAGAUAUGGACGCGAUCCCAUCGUGAUUGCCGGCUAUGUGAUGCACAUGGCAGCGUUCUUCAUGACGUUCAUCAACCUGCCGAACAGUGCACCGUUUAAAGAUACCACCGAUAUAUCCUAUCUGGACCCGCCCCGAGCCAGCAUCGCCCUGGUGUGUGCCUUCCUUUUGGGCCUGGGCGAUGCCUGCUUCAACACCCAGAUCUACUCGAUGCUUGGCGGGGAGUAUGUGAAUAAUGCCGUGGGAGCUUUUGCCCUGUUCAAGUUCACCCAGUCGGUGGCGGCGGCCAUUAGCUUCUUCUACUCUGCGCAUUUUGGACUGUACGUGCAGCUGGGCAUCCUGGUGGUUAUGGGAACCAUUGGCACCAUCGCCUUCGUCUUUGUAGAGUGGGGCUUCAAGAGACAGCACCGCGAGCAGGAGGCCUUGGAGAAGUAAUUCCGUCAGGACUCAUAAGAUCUAGAGUAUUAGAUGCAGGUUCUCGUUAGAACUCUAGGGCUAAAGCCAUUUGUCCGUGCUUGUUUUAUUCCUCGGAGUGCUUGAAAUCCGUGCGACUGCGUCGUCUUCCUAGACAAUAACUGAUAAGUGUUGUUGCGCGCUAUUGUUGCUAAAAAUAUACGUAUUUUAAUGUUGACAUUCCCAAAAACGUAACUAUAAUCUAGUUGUCUAUGUUUUUAUAUGUGUAUAUUGUAUAUGUGCGUUUAUUUAUUUUAAUCGGCGAUUGUGCAAAUGUAAGCUAGUAAACCACAAAUUUGGAGUAUUAUAAGAAAUAUAUAACGAAUUUUAAA